Hansenula ciferrii is the source of this 1518-nucleotide messenger RNA. Its product is annotated as agmatinase. The transcript has 2 exons. Gene Ontology annotation, molecular function: metal ion binding; agmatinase activity. The record is from RefSeq and is a predicted model, not a curated record. Lineage: Eukaryota; Fungi; Ascomycota; Saccharomycetes; Phaffomycetales; Wickerhamomycetaceae. The coding region runs from base 1 to 1518 and encodes 505 amino acids.
AUGCCUCUAUUUGAACCACAAAGACCUAAUACAACACAAAGACCUGACAUGUCACAAGUUGAAGAUGAACAAGUAUCAAAUUUCAUUCAAAAUUUCCUUAAUAAUACAGAUCAAACAACUCGUGAAGAAAUCUUGAGAGAAUCAUCAACAAGAUUAAAUAGAACAAAUCAAUCAUUUCAAUUUAUUAAAAAUUUAAUUGAUAUAAUUGGAUUUGGAUUAUUUCCUAUCCUUUUGGCAAGAAUAUUGAAAAAAUUAUUAAGUGCAGUUACAUUUAGUCAAGAUAUUUUAUUUGAUAUUUUUGAAUUUUAUAAUAACACACAGGGAACCACAACUGAUGGAUUAAUUUAUAAAUUUUUACUAUGUCAUCAACAACAUGAUCAACAACAACAACUUGAAUCUCAACCUUCAUUAGAAGAACUAUGGGGUUCAGAUUGGACAUUUACAGGUCCAUUAUCAUUCGCCAAACUACCAUACAAAAAAUGUCUAAUAACCCCCAAUGAAUCAUUUGAUAUCGGUAUAAUUGGUAUGCCCUUUGAUACAGCAGUCACAUAUAGACCAGGUGCCCGUUUUGGUCCAAGAGCUUUAAGAAUAGCAUCAUCAAGACAAUCAAAAUCCCAGGGUUUUAAUUUUAGAGCUGGUUUAAAUCCAUAUGAAUCAUGGGCUAAAGUAUUGGAUUGUGGUGAUGUUCCUAUAACUCCAAUGGAUAAUGAAGUUGCCUUGAGACAAAUGGAUGAAGGUUAUAAAGAAUUAUUGAAAAGAGAGACUGAAAGUUCAGAGGGGGAUCAAAUACCAAGAUUGAUUAUGCUUGGUGGUGAUCAUUCAAUCUUGUUAUCUUCUUUAAGAAAUUUAUAUCAAAAAUAUGGGAAAAUAAAUGUUAUUCAUUUUGAUUCUCAUUUAGAUACGUGGUCACCUAAAAAAUAUUCAUCAUAUUGGAAAUCUCAAGAAUUUACACAUGGUUCAAUGCUUUGGAUGGCAAAUGAAGAAGGUUUAAUUAAUGAUAAAAAUGUUCAUGUUGGUUUAAGAUCAAGAUUAACAGGAUGGGAAGAUUAUAAUGAAGAUGAUUCUCAAGGUUGGUUAAGAAUUCAUUCUGAUGAAAUCAUGGAGCCAGCUGGUCUUCAACGCAUAGCACAAAAGAUUAAAUCAAGAUUACCCCAUGAUGAACCUGUGUAUAUAAGUGUUGAUAUUGAUGUCUUAGAUCCUUCAGUAGCACCUGCAACGGGGACAAUUGAACCUGGUGGAUUAUUAACAAGAGAAUUAAUUUAUUUAAUUAGAUCUUUAGAAGAUUUUAAUAUUGUUGGAGCAGAUUUAGUUGAAGUUAGUCCAAGUUAUGAUCAUGCAGAAAUUACUGCCACGGCAGGUUCACAAAUUAUUUAUGAGAUUUUAACAAAUAUGAUUAAGAAAGGCCCAUUGAAUUUAAUAAAGAAAGAAAAACAAAAAGAUGAUUUAGCUUAUGGAUUGAAUCAUUUUCAAGAUGUAUUGAAUGAUGGAUUGAAUCAGUUACAAAAUGUGUUGAGUUAA